AUGGGCAACAGCCACUCCAACGAUGUCUCCCAUGCGUCGGCGCCCAUGAGCUAUGAACGGCCUUCCCUUUCACAUGCUCCGCCAAAACGGAAGGCCCACGGGAAGCCCCCACCAAACCCAGCGGCAACUCUCUUCUCCGCCAGCGGAACGGCUUCCACCUCGACGACCAGCACACAUGCCACUGCCACCACCCUCUCCGCCAGCCCCAAGCGCUCUCACGCCCGCGCCCGGAGCAUAACCACGGCCACCCCGCCGCACGCGGGCCUCGACCCGGCAUCCAUCUUCAGCAUCUCGCGCACUCAGCUCUCCGCCGCCGCCGCCGCCGCCGCCGACAACAACAGCACCACCACCAUGGGUCAAGGCGACAGCAAGCCCGCUGCCCCCUCACGCGCCAGCACCCUCCCCAUCCCUACCUCCACUCCGCCGCGUAAGGCCACCGCCACGCCGGACCCCGAGCAGCCAUCAGAGCCCCCGCCGGACUCGAAGCCGUCGUCGGCCUCACCAAGCACCAGACCAGUCGCCGUUCCACCACCACCCUCUGACACCGAUGGCCCCGCCGAUAAGGAUGACUACAUCCCCACCGGUCACCUCGACCCUGCGUCCUACACCUUGCCGGCCUCCAACUAUAGUCGGCCGCCUAGACUGCCGUUGCCUAUCGAAGAGGAGGUCCACACGCCGGGCUCCCCCAUCAUCAACCCGCAGGAUGCUGCGGCUGGCGUGAAGGAUGUGGAGACGUCAGUGCUCGAUCAGGCCGACGUGGAAGGAGGCGCCAUCCCUCGUAAGACGAGCGUGCUGAGCUCCACUACCAUGGACGAAGACGAGAUUGGCGACAACGAAGCAUUCGCCAAUGAGGCACAAUGGGGCGAGAUCCGCGUGCCGACCACGCUGGAGUGGCAUGGCCCUGGCGACAAGAUAUUCGUCACGGGUACCUUUUGCAACUGGGAGAAGAAGGUCAAGUUGCACCGGAACAAGGAUAAAUCGGGCUUCUCAGCCACAGUCAACCUGCGUCCCGGCACGCACCAUAUCAAGUUCUUGGUCGACGGAGAGAUGAUCACUUCAAAUGAGCUGCCGACGACUGUCGACUGGACCAACAUCCUCGUCAACUACAUCGAAAUCGUUGCCCCUCUGCCUCCCGCUCCGCAGGCCCAGAAGCAGGCGCCCGCUCCAGCCGUCCCGAUGCCGAUUCCUGGAGCCGCCAUCACUGCUGGUCAGGCCGCGGGGACGGUAGAGCUAGCGGCAAGACCAAUCUCUCAGGACAUGCAGACGCGGGUGCCCGAGACAGAAGCCGAUCUUGCCAUCUCGCCGCACGAAGCCGUAGGACCCAAGGGAGAACUUCCAGACUCGAUCGCAGGGCAAACGCCAGUCCCAGGACCAUCGGCCAGCCAAGAGCCACAGUCCAAGCCCGAGCCGAAGCCCACGCCUGCCCCGCCGAAGCAGAAACUGCCACGGCCGAAGUAUACUAAUCAGAUUCCAGGGUUUCUGAUCGACCUUGACAACUACAACAAUCCGGAUGACGAGCGGUAUCGGCGCGCUCAGCGGGUCGCGGAAUACCUUCCACAGCCACCCAGUCUGCCCAUGUUUCUCAGUAAGAGCAUCCUCAACGGCGCAACUCCACACAAGGACGACGCCAGCGUGCUCGUUAUGCCCAACCACACCGUCCUCAACCACUUGGCUACCAGCAGUAUAAAAGGCGGCGUCUUGGCUACCAGUGGCACCACGCGGUACAAGCGGAAGGUCAGCAUCCAAAGCAGUUCCAUGAAGCACUCUUGACUGAUUCUAUUUAGUUCCUCACGACCAUCAUGUACAAACCAACCUCAGACGACUGA
Lecanosticta acicola is the source of this 1826-nucleotide messenger RNA. Lineage: Eukaryota; Fungi; Ascomycota; Dothideomycetes; Mycosphaerellales; Mycosphaerellaceae. The record is from the annotation of a GenBank genome assembly.